GCUGCGUACACAACAGUACAGCUAACUGAGCGUAUUACGUCGAAAAGCUGCAACUUGUGAGGGCGCGUAACAGCUGCAUCUUGCGGCAUUUCCGCACAUGAUGUUAAACGACUGCAAUCGUUGAAGGGGUCCAGGGAAGGAAUGACCAGACGAAGUCCACCACCGGCAGCGACAUGCCUCGUCUCUAUGGCUUUCUCGGUGGUUGCAGUAUGUCCAAUUUGGCCUCCUGUGAGCGACCUGACCGUGAUGAAAUUGCUGGAAAUUGCACAGAUGCAAGUCCUGCAGGAGAUAGCCUUACCCGGCGUCACUGGCAGAGUGAGCGGUUACGACUACGCUAAUGCCACGGCCAGGCACUUUAACGUGACUCAGCUCGGUCGUGGCAAGAAGUUCUUGCGCUACUGCCGCUUCGGACGGAAGGACACGAUCGAAGUCCAGUACCGGAUUUCCGCAAUUCUGUCGACCCUGUGGUGGAAAGCACCCGCGGACCGGGCUUUCGGCGACAACGAAGCUGAAGAACUGGGCGGUGCUUUUGAUGCGACAGUAGAGGACGUGGAUGUCACCGUUCUAUUCGUUCUCCGCCGAAGCCCACGAAAAGGCAGUGUUCGGCUCUGUGCCGAUGAGGUUGAUCUGAGUACCAUCGGCUCUCCCAUUGUGGAAGCGAAAUCCUUCAAUGGAGACGUCGACACAUCCCUCCGACAUGCCGCGAAUCAGAUGUACGCUAGCGAAGUGGACAGACUUACCAGUGGCCUGCGUAGGAUUCUAAGAAGGAGUGUUUUCAGCUGUGUUGGGCGUGUUGCUAAAACAAGGCACUAAAAAAUAAAGGUACUGUAGCA
Messenger RNA from Dermacentor albipictus, 833 nucleotides. RefSeq lists its product as uncharacterized. NCBI's taxonomy places the organism in Eukaryota, Metazoa, Arthropoda, Arachnida, Ixodida, Ixodidae. The record is from RefSeq and is a predicted model, not a curated record.